AUGAGCGAAAUCGGUAGCUCCAGUGCAUAUAUGGACGAUUCGGCGAGCUUCGAAUCAUUUCAGCUCGAUCCAAGACUGUUACAAGCGAUAAAAUACCAUGGAUUCGAAAAACCUACACUAAUCCAGUCUAGCGCAAUUCCGCUCGCCUUGGAACAAAAAAGAGAUGUCAUUGCCAAAGCCGCCACUGGGUCUGGUAAAACGCUCGCGUAUCUCAUUCCCGUGAUUCAGACGAUCCUGCAAUUCAAGCAGACACAGCCUGGUGAGUCUGCAGGUCCCAAGACGCUGGGCAUCAUUCUAGUUCCUACAAGAGAACUGGCACAGCAGGUGCAAAAUGUGCUAACAAAACUGGUUUUAUACUGCUCGAAAGACGUCCACACUUUGAAUUUGUCGUCGCAACUGGCGGACAACGUGCUUACGUCUCUUCUGCUUGACGGGCCGGAGGUGUUGAUCUCAACCCCCUCCAGACUCCUCAAAGUGCUUGAAACGAAAUCUAAUGUGCUAGCCAUGGAAGACUUGAAGUUUCUAGUCAUCGACGAGGUCGAUCUAGUUUUGACAUUUGGCUACCAAGAAGACCUAAAUCAGAUAUCUGGCUAUCUACCUCUAAAGAAGAACCUACAAACAUUUUUAAUGAGUGCAACCCUGAACGAGGACAUCCAGGAUUUGAAAACACGAUUCUGUCGCUCGCCAGCCAUUCUGAAACUCAAUGAAGAAGAAAUCAGCAAGGACCAAAGCAAGCUGCUCCAGUAUUACGUCAAGGUCAGCGAAUUCGACAAGUUUUUGCUGUGCUACGUCAUCUUCAAACUGGGUCUGAUCAAAGGAAAGACGCUGAUCUUCGUGAACAACAUAGACAGGGGCUACAGGCUGAAAUUGGUUCUUGAACAGUUCGGUAUCAGAUCCUGCAUUUUGAACAGCGAGUUACCAGCAAAUUCUAGGCAGCACAUUGUGGAAGAGUUCAACAAGAACGUUUACCAGCUCCUCAUUGCCACUGAUGACACGGAGUAUAUCAGGGAGGAGGAAGAGGAGGAAGAGGAACAGAAAAUAAGUGAUACAGAGAGCUCAGAACAAACCGCCUCCAAUACUUCUGCGAACGAAACCAAGAAAAGCGGGUCGCGCGUAAAGAAGGAUAGGGAUUACGGUGUGUCCAGAGGUGUAGAUUUCCAAAAUGUCGCGUGCGUUUUAAACUUUGACUUGCCCACUACUGCGAAAUCGUAUGUUCACAGAAUUGGUAGAACUGCUCGUGCCGGAAAGUCCGGUGCCGCAAUUUCAUUUGUGGUCCCACUCAAAGAGUUUGGGAAGCACAAGCCUUCAAUGUGCACAACCGCGAAAAGAGACGAAAAGAUCCUUUCGAGGAUCAUAAAGCAGCAAAGCAAGCUAGGUUUUGAGAUUCUGCCCUAUUCAUUUGAUUUAAAGCAGGUAGAAGGAUUCCGGUACAGAAUGGAGGACGGGUUCCGUGCCGUUACUCAAGUUGCAGUGAGAGAAGCUCGUGUCAAGGAGCUGAAGCAGGAGAUUCUUACAAGUGACAAACUGAAAAGACAUUUCGAAGAAAACCCGCAGGAUUUGCAAAGUUUGAGACAUGACAAAGAGCUGCACCCUGCGAGAGUCCAACAGCAUUUGAAGAGGGUACCGGACUAUCUGCUUCCAGAAGCCGCAAGACAAGACAAAAAGAAGAUCGGCUUCGUUCCUUUUCACACUGCCAAGAGUCUGAAGCGCAAGAAUAAGGUAUACAAAAAGGGCAACAAGAGAGGCGGGAAAUCUGACCCGCUCAAGAACUUUAAAUAG
This is a messenger RNA of Lachancea meyersii CBS 8951, 1779 nucleotides long. NCBI's taxonomy places the organism in Eukaryota, Fungi, Ascomycota, Saccharomycetes, Saccharomycetales, Saccharomycetaceae. The record is from the annotation of a GenBank genome assembly.